AUGUCAUCCAUGAUGGGAACACCAGCUUCUUUCGUCAAUCAAGAGCGCGACAAAGCUCUGGCCGAGAUCCGGUCGCGUGGAGCUAUCCACUGCGACAUGCCCUUGAAUCCAUCUCUGCCAAUACGCGGCGAAUUCGCUGCGUCGGAGCGACGAAAUAUAAGCCCGGCUUGGAAAGGGUGGAAAUUCCGCAACACGGCAGUACCUUAA
This is a messenger RNA of Aspergillus welwitschiae, 207 nucleotides long. RefSeq lists its product as uncharacterized. The transcript is spliced from 2 exons. The record is from RefSeq and is a predicted model, not a curated record. NCBI's taxonomy places the organism in Eukaryota, Fungi, Ascomycota, Eurotiomycetes, Eurotiales, Aspergillaceae. The coding region runs from base 1 to 207 and encodes 68 amino acids.